CGCAACGUGCGUGUGGUCUCGGGGUCGUAUACAGUCUCCGCUACCUCGAGGUCUGGAUGAACCGAUGCUUUGUCCCCAUAAUUUGCGUUCGCGUCGCUGAGUCGUCGCACAGUUAAAUAGUCGCGUUUAAAAAAUAUAAAAUUAAUCGGUUUAACAGUGCGCAAUUACCGGCAUUAUUAAGGAAUUUGGCGACAAUGCAACUACGCAUGCACUUGUCCGGGACGCCUUUUCCAGUGCCCACGUGCUGUUUUGUUUUCAAAUACCAAAUGUGCAAAGUGCUCCAGAGAAGAAUGCACUUGCAAUGAGACUGAUUAGAAUUUAAAGUAUCACCAAGCAUCAGCUUUCAGGCUUCAGAUUCUUGGUUCUGUUCAAAAUUUUUCAUGAUGUAUUUACUACCCCUUUUACUCGGUGUAAAUUUUCUAUUUGCUCAAAGUUACAAACCCAAUGAAAAUGAAGCUUGGAGAGAAUUGGAACAACUCAGUCAAGACCAAGAUUUGAGCAUUAAACAUAAAGUGAAGGAUUCUGAUUACCUCCAAACAGUGGAGCCACCAAAUUGUACGAGAAAUGGAACAUGCAUUCGGACGAGAGGAACCAACCUUUCGUGCAUGGGAACUAUUCUUCCUUAUUCAGAAACUUCCUUUGAACUCAUUCCUGAAUAUUCAUCAAUCGAAAUGAUAAAGCAAAAACUGAUUGAACUCCAAGGUCUGAGACACAUCCCAAAAUGUUGGACGAUUGUUCAGUCACUCGUGUGUUCGCUUUUCAUGCCAAGUUGUUCCGACAAUGUGAUCAAUAUGCCAUCUCAAGAAACAUGUAGAUUGGUUAAGGGACCUUGUCGAGCCGUUUUGAACCAUACAAUCUGGCCGAAUUUCAUUAAAUGUGAAGAUACUCAGCGCUUUCCAUCAGGAUGUCGACAUGACACGAGGGACAUCAAAUUCAAUAAUUCAGGAAGAUGUCUUGCACCUCUCAUACAGACUGAUAAUCCUCUUGCAGUAUUCGAAGGUAUUGAUGGUUGUGGAUACCCGUGCAAUGAUCCCUUUUUCUCCAGUGAUGAACAUAAACAAAUCCACUCUUUCAUUGCUUGGGCGGCUGGAAUUUGCUUUAUUUUCAACUUAUUUACAGUGCUAACAUUUAUGGUAGAUUGGAGAAGCUCGAAUAAGUACCCGGCACUCGUAAUUUUUUAUAUAAAUUGCUGUUUUAUGGUUUCCUGCAUUGGAUGGCUGAUACAAUUUACUCCUGGAAGUAGGGAGGUCAUAGUUUGUACAAAAGAUGGAACCUUAAGGAGAAGUGAACCCAGCGGUGGAAAUCUGUCAUGUGUGGUAGUAUUUGUGCUGGUGUAUUACUCUCUAGUGGCUGCUAUGGUAUGGUUCGUUAUUUUAACUUAUGCAUGGCAUAUGAGUUUCCAAGCUCUGCAUAAAAUCCAGGACAAAAUCGACAAAAAAGCGGCGUAUUUUCACCUCAUGGCUUGGUGCUUACCUCUAAUGUUGACUGUUACCAUCAUGGCUUUAGGCGAAAUCGACGGAAAUAGCGUAACAGGAAUUUGUUUUGUCGGUUACUUCAAUCACUCGGUGAGAGUUUGGUUUUUGCUCGUACCCUUGGGUCUUGUCCUGCUGAUCGGGGGAUUCUUUUUAUUCCGAGGAUUGUUGACCCUAAUUCGACUUAAAAUGGGCAGUGAAGAUAUUAUAUCGGAACAUGCAAGUUCGAAAAUACGAGAAACUAUUGUGAGAAUGGGACUGUUUUCAGUAUUUACGUUCACUGCGGUCUUUAUUACGAUUUACUGUCAUAUUUAUGAUUUUUAUCACUCGGAGGAAUGGAAGCAGAGCUUCAGGAAGUACAUGAUGUGUUCAAUAACAACAAAAUAUACAGAUUUAUCAGACUGCAAAAUGGAAUCUCGGCCAAGUUUAGCAAAAUUACAACUUCACUUGUUGAGCCACUUCUUCGCCGGCAUACUGAUGUCUUCUUGGGUCUGGACUAGAUCGGCUAUUGACAUCUGGGUCAGGUUUUUUCGAAGAAUUUUUAAUCACGAGGUAGAGGAAGAAAAGAAGCGGAAAAAGCACAAGGUGAUCGCUCAAGCUUUCGCAAAGAGGAAUACCUUCAAUAACGACGGGCGCUUAUCCAUCCAUUUUUGCAGCUCUCACGAGGAUCCAGUCGGCUUGAAUUUCGACCUAAACUCAGUCGCAUCUCAAGCCCUGAGCUCGACUUGGGCAGCUGCUUUACCAAAAUUAGUAGCUCGAAGAGGCGCCAUCAUCGACAAACUUUAUUCCUCAGGUUCCAUUUCCAGCAACAGAAGAAACUCCGUUGAUUCCGAAAUUAUCAACUUCCGUCGAGUUUCCGUAGAGUCUCGACGAAAUUCUCUCGACUCACAAGUAUCCUUGACAAUCGAAGAACUGAAAACGACGAGGAAGGUUGGCACUUCACGCACUCGUCAUGGCAAACGAAGAAAAGAAUUCGCGAAGAAGAAAGGGACAUUUUUCCGAAGAGGAAGCAGUACUUCUCAAGAAAGUCAACUAGGUACGCAGAUCAUGAACGCCUUGACAAAUGGCUACGUUCCUACGGUUCCUGCGAUUCAGCUGCCGAAUAUGAAUCGACGACCAGCACUUUCUGUUCAUGAACUUCCCAAACUGGAUGGUAAGAGUGCCGGAAAACUAUUGCCGUUUUUACUGCCGAGUCAAAGCGGAAGUGAGGACGAAAUCAGCACAGAGGUCAAGAACGAAAGUUCUAUGAUCAUGGGUGAAGUGAAGAGUAUUAAUGUGGAGGCAGGAAAUCCGCCCAAUGAUGAUCAGGACAGCGAUAAUGAUAGUCACGUUGGAGAAGAAACGAAAAUGUUGGAAUGGCUAGAGGAUCCGCAGGACAGGAGCAAAAGUAAGAGCAGUAAUCGUGAUAAUGGAAGACGUAGUAGGGAAAGUCGAAGGAGUAAAUAUAUACAGGAUGAGACUUUGAAGCAUCUGCUUCAAGAAAGUGAUAUUAAAAUAAAAACCGAGACUGAGACUAAAUAUAACUCGAGAAAAGGGGGAAUCGGCGACUUGGCGGCAAAUCUGCCUCCUUAUUGUCAGGAACGAAUCCAAAUAGAUGGAUCUACAAGUGGUAGAGAAAUUGCGACCCAAACUUCGGUUCCGCUGGAUGUUCUCGAAAUGGAGGAGUUGAAACAGAGCAUCGAUGAAAUUAUUAACAAUAGAAAGAAAAGUUAAAUGUACAUUUGUAGACUAAUUUUAAGGAUUUUUUACAUUUAGUGAAUACUAGGCCGGUUCGUUUUCCAACUUUUUUUCCUGGUUGAAUUUUAAUUGAAUCGUUUAAGCUGAGGGAUCAAAAUUUGUUUGUUGACAUCUGAAAAAAGUAUUUUUUAAAUACAUCUAGAGUCAGUUAUUAUAUUCUGUUUUCUAUUUUUAUUUAAACAUUUCCCAUUAAUUCAAAAAUGGUGACGAACUUUGUAUGUAUCGUUUUUUUUUCUAGUGAAUAAUAAUAAAAAACGGUAAAUUUAGCUCAAUUGAAACUUGUUAAUCUUUGCGUAAGCAGGGUGCUUACUUGGUCGUUAAAUUGGAAAACUGGACAUGUUUUUGCCGGGAAAUUAAGUGAUUUCAUAUAUUUUAUUACUAUAAUUCUGGGUUGGAACAGGAAAUUUUUUAAAUGGAAUAAAAACAAUCCCUGUUUUAAGUCAAAAUUUGUAAAUAAAUAUAUUUGUGACUUGGAGUAGGCAAUUUUUUUAAAUAAAUGUGAUAGUAUCUUUGGAGCAGGGAUUUUCCGCAAAAUAAUUUAUACUUAUAUUAUUAAAUUCUCUGUUACAAAUGAUUCUUUUCCAAAAUUUUCUGUUCCAAAUCAGAAAUCUUCUGAAAAUGUUUAAAAAUCUCUUAAAUCUUGAAAAAUUAUUCGAAAUCAAUCAAAUCUAUUGAAGUCUUUUAGUGAUAAAAAAAAAA
Belonocnema kinseyi is the source of this 3908-nucleotide messenger RNA. RefSeq names its product protein smoothened-like (gene smo). The record is from RefSeq and is a predicted model, not a curated record. The transcript has 8 exons. The coding region runs from base 381 to 3185 and encodes 934 amino acids. Gene Ontology annotation, molecular function: transmembrane signaling receptor activity; patched binding. Gene Ontology annotation, biological process: central nervous system development; smoothened signaling pathway; commissural neuron axon guidance. Gene Ontology annotation, cellular component: plasma membrane; dendrite; cilium. NCBI's taxonomy places the organism in Eukaryota, Metazoa, Arthropoda, Insecta, Hymenoptera, Cynipidae.